AAACUUACUAACAGAUUACUUGAUUGAUAUCAAACAUUCUAUACUGCGUCAGUCCAGGUGGCCCUAUAUACCCCCAACAACAUAUAUAUUUAUAUAUUUCUGUUCUUGUUUACCUUAUCUGAGUCUUUGCGUUAAGUUUGAACAUUGGCCAUGUGUGUGUCAAAUGUGAGGUUGGCAGCUGAUGCGUACUUAGUGUGUCUUCAUCAUGCUCUCACAACAGAGAAGGAGGAAGUAUUGGGACUUUUAGUUGGAGAGUUUAGUGAGGGUACAGAAGUUGUGUGUGACAUUCAUUCAGCUGUCACCCUUAGGAGAUCUGACAAGCGAAAGGACAGGGUAGAAAUUUCUCCAGAGAUGCUUAUUGAGGCCCAGCAGAGAGCAGAACAGAUGUCAGCAUCAAGUGGCCAAGAGCUACAUAUAGUUGGAUGGUAUCACUCUCAUCCUCACAUUACAGUGUGGCCUUCUGAUAUUGAUUUACAGACACAAGCAGGGUACCAGCAGAUGGACAGUCGGUUUAUUGGACUAAUUUUCUCUGUAUACAAUGAAGACAAGAAAACAAAGGUUGGUAGUCAUCAGGUGACUUGUUUCCAAGCAACUAAUCAAAGUCCAGAGGGAGAAGCUCCUCAGUACGUUCGUUUGGCUGUUCCUCUGGAGAUUCGUCUAACACCUUCACUUGCAAUUAACAAUCAGCAGGCCUUAGAGAAUCUCUGUUCUACACUCUACGAUGAGCAGAGUGAAGUACUACAAUUAUCUCGGCAGCGGGCCAACCAGUAUCCCCUCGCACAUCUACACAAUUCUGCUGUAAUGGUACGGAGUGUAUGUGGUCUGAGCAGUCUAGUAUCAGGUCCUCUAGUGUCGACUGUGGAAGAGCGCUUACAUCACAUCCAAGGAACCACACAACAGUUAAAACAAGAAUCAAAGUACCUCAGAAACCUUCUCCAAGAAAAUAAAAUUGAUGUUCCGACUUAAUGCUCAACACGUAUAUGCUAUUGUCUGAUAAUUUUAUAGGUAUACUUGUGACAUUCAUGUGCCUUUUCAUUUACAUUUCAAUGUUUUAGUUUUUAUUAAUGACAGCCUUAUACAUCUGAAAGCUUAAUUCUUCUGUGUUGCUUUAAAUAAAAAAAAUUUAUGCAGGAAGUUUGACAUGACACUCAAUAGUAUAUCAAAGGCAAUUCUAUGAAUAAUUAUCGGCAAAGAAUUAUGUAAAUAGUAGUUAUAGUAUAGUAUAGUACAUACUUAAUAGAACUGUAUGACAAAACAUGAUAUAAAAUAUAGAACAUGG
Messenger RNA from Cherax quadricarinatus, 1279 nucleotides. RefSeq names its product lys-63-specific deubiquitinase BRCC36. The record is from RefSeq and is a predicted model, not a curated record. Gene Ontology annotation, molecular function: metallopeptidase activity; polyubiquitin modification-dependent protein binding. Gene Ontology annotation, cellular component: BRCA1-A complex; BRISC complex. Gene Ontology annotation, biological process: double-strand break repair. NCBI's taxonomy places the organism in Eukaryota, Metazoa, Arthropoda, Malacostraca, Decapoda, Parastacidae.